AUGUUCAGCGAAUGGCGUUGCAGUAGUCGCCAUGCUACAGUCGAGCGUUCUGCAAAAUCCCCCAUAUUCAGGACAUCAAGCUCCACAACGGCAACCUCCUCGUCGUCAUCCUCAUCAACAUCGUCUAGUUCGACUUCGACCAGUUCCAGCACAACAAGCACCAUAACCAUCACCACCACAAGCGUCAGCACCACAACUUCCACAAGAACCACUUCAACAAGGACAACAGCCACUUGGACCAGCAGCACAGACACAACAUAUACCACAAUUACUUGGACUACUUACACCUGGACUACCAGCACAUUUACAACAAGCACCAGAACGACCGUCACAACAUCAAGCAGCACGACUACGUCAAGCACUACAAGCACGACAACGACAAGCACAAGUGCGACGAGCACUAGUACAAGUAGCAGCAGCACAAGUGCCACCAGCACGACUACUUCUUCAACAAGCACGACGACAACAUCCACAACCACGAGCUCAAGCAGCACGACAUCCAGCACAAGCACAAGCCGCACCACCAGCAGUACCACUCAAACUUCAACCAGCCAAACAAGCAGCAGCAGCACAUCCACUACGUCAACAAGCACUUCGAGGACAACAAGCUCCAGCACAACUACUUUGAGCACCACCACCUCAAGCACAAGCAGCUCGAGCACCACCAGCUCGAGCACAAGCAGCACAAGUGCAACCAGCUCCACCACCAGCACCACGAGCACGACAAGCACCAGCAUCACGAGCUCGAGCACAAUUAGCUCCAGCACAACACACACGAGUUCAACCAGCUCGAGCACAACAAGCUCGAGCGCGAGCAGUACGAGCACAGCCAGCUCCAGCGCAACCAGCUCGAGCACGCGCAGCACGAGCACGACCGAAUCCAGCACGACCAGUUUCAGCAGAAGCAGCACGAGCACAACCAGCAAUAGCGCGACAUCUUCGAGCACGAUCACCUCAAGCACAAGCAGCUUGAGCACGACAAGCACACGAACAAGCACCACGAGCCUCACCAGCACGAUCACAAGUAGCACAAGCAGGUCGACCUCAACAAGCUCCAGCACAGUGAGCUCUAGCACAACAAGGUCUAGCACAAGCAGCUCGAUAACAUCUAGCUCCAGCAUAAGCAGCUCGACCACCAGCAGUACCAGCACAAGAAGCUCGAGCACAAGCAUCACCAGCACGACCAGCUCCAGCACAACCGACUCCAGCACAACCAUCUCGAGCACAACCGGUACAAGUACAGUCACUAUAACCACAACAAGCAGCACUGAUUUCACGACGACGACGAUUACAAGCACACGCAGCUCGACCAGCUCGAGCGCGAGCAGUACGAGCACAGCCAGCUCCAGCGCAACCAGCUCGAGCACGCGCAGCACGAGCACGACCGAAUCCAGCACGACCAGUUUCAGCAGAAGCAGCACGAGCACAACCAGCAAUAGCGCGACAUCUUCGAGCACGAUCACCUCAAGCACAAGCAGCUUGAGCACGACAAGCACACGAACAAGCACCACGAGCCCAACCAGUACAACCACAACAAGUUCUAGCAGCAAAAGCGCAACGACCAGCACCUCGAGCACAAGCAGCACGAGCACCAACACCGCGAGCACGACCGUCUCGAGCAGCACCAGUUCGAGCACAACUAGCGGGAGCACAACGAGCUCCAGCACAACCAGUACGAGCACAGGCAGCUCCAGUUCGAUCAGCUCCAGCACAACGAUCUCGAGCACAGGCAGCACGAGCUCGACAAGCUCUAGCACUACCAGCACGAGCCCGACCAGCACCAGCACAAGCUUCUCGAGCACAAGCAGCACUGGCACAAGCAGCUCGAGCACAAGCAGCACGAGCAAAACCAGCUCCAGCACAACCGGCACGAGCACAAGUAGCACGAGCACGACGAGCUCUAGGACUACCAGCACAAGCGCAAGCAGCUCGAGCACGACCAGCUCCAGCACAACAAGCUCGAGCACAAGCAGCUCGUACACAACAAGCACAAGCACAACAACAAGCAGCUCGACCACAAGCGGCUCGACCUCAACGAUCUCCAGCACAACGACCUUUAGCACAACGAGCUCAAGCACCAGCAGCUCCAGCACGAGCAGCACCAACACAAGAAGCUCCAGCACAAGCAGCACCAGCACGACCAGCUCCAGCACAACCGACUCCAGCACAACCAUCUCGAGCACAAGCAGUUUAACGACGAGCUCCACGAGCACGAGCAGCACCAGCAGGACGACGACCAGCAGCUCGAGCGCAAGCAGCUCGAGCACCAGCACAUCUUCGUCCACAAGCACGGCUUCGAGUUCCUCCGGCACUACAUCCAGCACGACAAGCACAACCAGUGCAUCGACCACAAGUACAACGAUGUCGACGAGCUCCUCAACAUCUACAUCUACCCGAAGUUCAACCACGUCGACAUCAACAAGCACGACAACAAGCAGGACUUCAACGACGAGCAGGACCUCCACAACGACGACCAAGACCAGGACCAGCACCUCCGUGACCCGGAGCGAAACCUCCACCACCAGCACAACGACGCCUUCAAUACAAUGUCGGCUCUUCUUCGGCGGUGUACCCGUGCGUGCUGCAGAUGCAGCCUUCGCACCCGCUGAGGCCGUGACCACUUUUCUCCCUCCGUUGUUGGCACCGCCGAAUUUGCUGGCACCGACAGCUGAGGCAUCGACGAUCUGCCAGGCUGGCCAAACGGGUGACACGUGCGUUGCGCCGAGCGCGACCAAUCCGACUGGCCAUGGACAAUGCGACCAGGGUGGCGCUGAGGGGCUCCUCUGCCCAGUAGAGGUGGAGGUGAUGCCUGGCCAGCCACAGCCUGCAUGCAGGGUGUGUGCCACGAUCGCUGCGCAGGACUGGGGAAGCACUGGGUAUCAGAUGCAAGGUGAAAUUCGCUGGGCCCCGAACUCCUCUUGUUCAGUGGACGAGUCCGUCAUCGACGGCUACGAGGUUUGGGUCGUCGACAGCUGUGGUGAGAAGAUCGAGAUGGUUGGGGCGGUCCCAACUUUCCAGGUAUGGACAGCAGAGAUGCUGGAAUGUUGCCAUCCCUCGUGGUAUGGUUUGCAUCUAAGUGGCCUGGUCGUGCCAACGGUUUCAGCGGCUUUCCUCAUUGUGCCCAUCCAGGGGAACAAAACUCUUCCCGGACCGCUGCUGCCAAUCUACUACCGUGUGCAGACCAGCACAACCACUUCGAGAACCUCAAGCACAAGCACAACAAGCACAGGUACUACAAGCACCAGCGCUACAAGCACAAGCACUACAACCUCAGUUACUUCAUCCUCAAGUACUACAACUUCCAGCACUGUUACAUCUUCCACGUCGAGCACGACAGCUUCUGUAUCUGUUACAUCCACCACGUCGAGUACUGACACAACGACAACAACAGCCACGACCGUCACGACGGUUACCGCGACAUUCACGACCAGGACGUUUACACACACGGUCCUUCCUGGAACCUGCCCUUUGCCGCUGACGGAUGCCACACAAAAUGCGCUGGACUGCCUAUCCAAAAAGCCUGGUGAGACCUGCGUAGUGGUUUGUGCCGAAGGGUACGAUCCCAAUGCCACCACCCUGACCUGUGGUCCCACCGAAUUCUUCGAAGGUCCACUUCCGUUUUGUACGAGGGAGUGCGUCGGAGGCUUGCCCAACGGCCGAGGCAUCAUUAGCACUGACUGCGAGGGCAAGGUCAUCGGCCAAAGGUGUGAAGUGUCGUGCGACGUUGGCUUCGAGGGUGGGCCCGUGGAGUACGUCUGCAAUCCGGACGCUUUCUUUAAUGGACCUGGGCUGGAAUGCUUUGUGCCGACAUGCGGAGAGGAGAGUCUCCCCAGUGGCCCCUUCGACACGACCGACUGCGCCAACACCGAGCUUUACAGGUUUUGUUUCGUUCGCUGCCCCGUCGGUUACCUGUUUAACGAAGAAGUCUUCCUCUGCCAGUCCAGUGGCAUCUUCUCGGGCUCGGCUCCUGUUUGUGAACGCAUGGUUUGCGGCACCAACCUCCUCCCGCAAGAGGUGGGCCUUAACAUCUCCGAUUGCAUUGGCGCCUUCGCCGGGAGCUCCUGCUUGGUCUCCUGCGAGUUUGGCUACGAAGGCGCUGCGAGCACAUUCUCCUGCGGCCUUGACGGGAUCUUUGAUGGCGUGGCGCCGUCCUGUGAGAGGAAAUCCUGUCUCGUCCCUUCCUCGCUCGUGUCCCCGGCGCUCUCAACGGACUGCCAGGGCGUAAAGCAUCUCGAUCGUUGCUUUGCCCGAUGCGUGGAAGGCUACACUGGUUCGCCCACACAGCUGCGAUGCCUAGACGGUUCGCUGACUGGACCGACGCCUUUUUGCCAACCCAACACUUGCUCCCUCUUCGGCUUCCAAAUCCGCAACGGCGUGAACAUGACAGAUUGCGUGGGUGCGACGACGGGGCAGAAUUGCAGCCUGGCCUGCGAGCGUGGCUUCUUUCCCGUGGGGACGUCCGAGAUGACCUGUCAGAGUGACGGAAGCUUCCUCCGAGGCAACUUCUCCUGCUCUCCGAAGCCCUGCGCCAGCAUCUCCACGGUGUCCCCCUUCGACGAAGCGAGGUUCGCCGACACUUGUUCUGGCCAGACCUUCGGUCAGUUCUGCCCCGUCUUCUGCGAGCUGGGUUGGACCCUUGAGGGCAACGCCACUCUGAUGCUCUGCGACGAUGCGCCCAACAGCAGCGCCGGGUACACGGAGUCGUUGAGUCAAAUGCCCGCAGAGACAUUUCCUGGGCCGACCUGCGUCAGCAACCCCUGCGGGAUCGGCCUUCCUACCAUGCAGGGUGUUCAGCACGACUGCCUGGGCAAGACGACCCUUCAGACCUGCACAGUGAACGCCUCCUUUGGAUUUACCUUGGAGGGGCCCUCUCCUGUGCUGCAGUGUGGUGUCGACGGCCAGUUUGUCGGCACCGUGCCUCCAGUGACAAUUGCAAAGUGCCCUUCGCCGAACUUUGACUCCAGCGUUGGAAGCACUUGCGAGAACAAAACGAUUGGUGCCGAGUGCUGGGCUUUCUGCAGGAACGGGUAUUCCGGGGACCCGCAGCCUUAUCUGUGUGUCGCGGACGAGGAUGCCAGCGUGAUCGAGGUCCGGCCGGUAUCGGCAGGCAUCUCCUGCCAGAACAGCAGUGCGAGGCGUCUCGGGCAGCGGCGCCUGACAGCGGCAUGCGAUCUACCCGCUGUGGAGAGCUAUGGACUGACGAUGCCGCAGUACGAUCACAGCUGUUUGUCCACACCUCACGGAGAGGUCUGCAUUGUCCACUGCAGUUUGGGCUGGGAAAUGAACGGAUCGGCGUCACUUCUUGUUUGCGACAACGGGGGCCUGAGCGGUGGCGUCCUCCCAGCUUGUGCGGGGCUGGUGUGCUCCUACAACAUCCCGAGCGCAGUCGGGCUGCGUCACAAUUGCAGCAAUGCGACGACGGGUGAAACCUGCACAGCAAGCUGCACAGAGGAGGGCUUCGAGUAUUCCUCCGGUGGCGCAGAGCAGUUCGAGUGCUUGCCAACUGGGGAGUUCCGCGGAACACUUCCUCAUUGUCAGCGGCGCCGCUGCGUGGACUUGUCUCUAGAUGACACCAAGUUCAGGCACAGCUGCCGCGACAUGGGGUACCUGGACACUUGCGGCGUGACGUGCGCACCGGGUUUCAGCCUCGUUGGCUGGGCCUCGCAGUUCCAAUGUGGCAGUGCUGGAGACAUUGUUGGUGUACCUCCUCUUUGUGUUGGCAACCCGUGCGUGAACAACCUUCCCGUGGACCAGGCUUUCUCUGGCGAGGACUGCUCUGGACUGACGACGGGGAUGUCCUGCACGGUCACCUGCAAGCCGGGAACCACGCCCAGCGCGACGACCCUCACUUGCGGCGUUGGUGGCACCUUGGUGGGAGACUUGCCCGAUUGUUUGCCUGCAACGUGCGCCACAAGCGCGGCUCUUCAGGACCCCUCUGUGGCGCACAACUGUGAGAAUGUGGCGUUCGGUCAAGGUUGCAGUGUGUACUGUGCACAUGGGUAUCAGCUGGCUUCUGGGCAGACAGGCGAGGUGUGGCAGUGCUUGCUCAGCGGCAGCAGCAGCAGCGGCGUGUCGCUCAGCGGAACCUUGCCCACAUGUGAGCCCAUCACAUGCUCUGGCUUGACCCCGAGCACUGGAUUCGCCGACAACUGCAGCAACGUAACAGCCGGCUCGUCCUGCGAGCGACGCUGCGCGAGAGGCUACCGCCCGGUAGAAGCUGGAAGCGUGCAGUACAAUUGCAGUUUGGACGGAGGUCUCUCAAGCGAUGGCGUCGAAGUCCGCUGCCAGCCUGUUUCAUGCAGCACCGACUUCGAGAUCGAGCACGUGGAGCACACAUGCGCUGGCGUCUUAGCCGGACAGCGCUGCUUCUCCUUCUGCGCCCCGGGUUACGGCCUCCCACUCUCUGAGGUGGCCUUGCCUUGGCAAGGCUUCGUCCGGCUCUGGCAGGUGCAACAAUGGUCGUGUGCAGCAGACGACUCCGCAAACGUAAGCGAUGCGCCUCCGAUUGACGGCUAUGCCCUGCGUGGUGAGGUGCCAGAAUGCGUUCCUCAGAUCUGCGCCUACAACCUGCCCUUCGGACCUCAGUUCUCGCACGACUGCCAAGGUAUUGUGACGUAUCAGACUUGCGACGUGGGCUGCGCAGUGGGCUUCACUGGACCGACUGUCACCCGGAACUGCAGCACUGACGGGGUGCUGAGCGGCACGAACCCGACGUGUGUGGAGGCCCCUGCCACGCAGACUUCCUCGUCCACGGUCACGACCACAGGGACCACGGUCACUUCAAGCAGCUCUACCACGUUCCAGUUGCUGCAGAUUCUUGGAGACCUUGACCUGCUGGUCUCGAACGUGACUUCCUUCCUCGGCGACUCCGCAGUGUUAGAAGGGCUGACCGCCGGCCUCGCAGAGCUUCUGGGCCAGGGCCUGCAGGCCGAGGUGGAGGUGACAGUGGAGCAGAAUGCCACCAAGGAGAGUUUGGUGCAUGUGGCCUUCGUGGCAGAUGCCAAGUACGACUCUGAGGAGCUGCAGCUCUUCUUGUCAAGUCUCGAAGAACUUACCGCGCCGCAGGUGCAGGCCCUGCUGAACCUGAAUAUCCAGGCGGCGAAUACAACAGCACGUGUGAACGGCGUAAUUGGGUUGAGGCUGCGAGUUUUCAAGCAGGCCGCAACCGAGAACGACAACCCGGACAUCGAUGUCGUUGUGGUGGAUGGCCCGGAGGCAGAAGCACCUCUGGACAAUUCCAUCGGGGUGGCAUGGUUGCUAGGUGGCACAGUUGUUGCCAUCGCGCUGUGUUCGGGCGUCCUUUGCUACUUCUACACCAAAGCUGCCCAAGCUGCGAGCGGUCAGGAGGGCAGACGGAAUCAGCCGGAGCCAAAAGAGGUGGAGUUCGGCAUGCCGGAGAACCCGAUUUUGCCAACGACGGACAAGAAAGCAGACGGCAAAGCUACGUCUGAGGACGCGUUGGCGGUCGUUGUUGAUUCCUGCAAGGAUGACCAGAUCGAGCUUAUGCAAGCCCUCGACAUUGCCUUCGAGGAUCUGGGCAUUUCAUUUCUGGAGGACGACACCCAGUCAGAAAACACGAUGGAAGCGCUUGCAGCAGCUGGCAUUGAUAUCGUGGAGGACGACGGUGGAGGCUCAGUCGCCGAUGAGCGUGAGCUCAACCAACUGCUGGCCAUAGCCGACGAGGCGGGCGUGACCUUCGAGGAUGACUCGGAGUUGGCCUUGGCAGAUGUUGUCAGCAAUGAACGCGAGCUCGACGAACUGCUGGCCAAAGCUGACGUGACCUUCGAGGGCGACUCGGACGCGGAGGUGGCUAAGGAAGACGUACUGGAGCUUUGA
This is a messenger RNA of Symbiodinium natans, 7836 nucleotides long. The record is from the annotation of a GenBank genome assembly. NCBI's taxonomy places the organism in Eukaryota, Dinophyceae, Suessiales, Symbiodiniaceae.